Monoraphidium neglectum is the source of this 486-nucleotide messenger RNA. RefSeq lists its product as hypothetical. Bases 1 to 486 code for a protein of 161 amino acids. Lineage: Eukaryota; Viridiplantae; Chlorophyta; Chlorophyceae; Sphaeropleales; Selenastraceae. The record is from RefSeq and is a predicted model, not a curated record. The transcript has a single exon.
AUGGCCCCCGCCGCGCGCCCGCCCGCCCUCCGCUUGCUGCGCGCCUGUGUCGACACACUGCUGUUGCUAGGGGAGCCGGGCGCCCCCGCCGGCCCCGCGGACGCGUGCGCGGCGCCGGCCGGCGUGCUGACUCACGAGGAUGUGGAGCAUCACUGGCUCGCAGGCGCGGCCCGCACCCACACACACCCACCCCCUCGGCCGCCCCGCCCACCUCUCGCCGACCGCCGCGCGCCGGGCCACUCAUGGCCGUGGCCGGACGCAGAGACGCCCCCGUGCCCUCGGGCGGCCCGCGCCCCUGCCUUGUCACCCCCGCAACCCCCGCUGCGGCCCCCGAAUCCCGCCCCGCACGCCACAAUGCAAACCCGGCCCUCUGCAGGCACGCCGCGUGCGGAUUUGGUGCCCAGCCGCGAGCGCCCCGAGGGCCACUACGCCACCCCCAGGGGCCGCACCCCCCUGCAGCAGCACCUGGACUACUUUGACCUGUGA